Peniophora sp. CBMAI 1063 is the source of this 690-nucleotide messenger RNA. Lineage: Eukaryota; Fungi; Basidiomycota; Agaricomycetes; Russulales; Peniophoraceae. The record is from the annotation of a GenBank genome assembly.
AUGUCUCAGAACAACCAACCGCCCUCCCACUACAACAACCAGGCGGUACGUAACUCGCAAGAGUACUACGCUUCCAACAACGCAUCGGCUCAGGGCGGAUAUCAAAGCCAGUCUUCGUACGCCGGUCAUCAAUCGGCCGCGUCGGGACACCAGUAUGCGCAUGGCCAGGCUCACCCUCAAGCUCAAGGCGGCUACUACUCCUCGGGCUACGCACCAGCGCCUGGUGCAGCUUACACUCAGCACGCCCACUCUGUAGCCCCAUCACAAGGCGGGUACGCGCAGCAAGGCCAGCAAGGCUAUCAGCAGGGUUACACCUACUCUGGCCAUGGCCACGCCACCUACGCCCAGUCAUCGCCGUACGCAUCAGCGUCAGGCCAAUCGGCGCCUUCUUCGCCUACGUCCUCGACGUACCCCGACGCGCACGGCGGGCGCAGCAUGAACGUCUGCGAUCUCUGCGGCCGCGAUUUCUCGCGUCGGCACGAUAUGCAGCGCCACAAGGACUCUCACCACGGCGACAGCGUGCACAACUGCCCGUACUGUGGUAAAGGAUACGCGCGUGCAGACACGCUCAAGCGUCAUAUUGACACGCCGUGCGCGCUCGCGCCUCCCAAGAAGGACGAGUACGACGACAAGUCUCGGCGCGGUGGUCGCGGCGGAGGCCGCUCGAGCGGGAUGGCGAGUGCUGCGUAG